GGUGACAUUAACUACGUCCGAGUCAGUUCCGAGUUCCGACUGCCGAGUUCUGGGUGUUUUCUUUUCGUCUCAGCCCUAAUUGAAGACGCUAGAAUUUUCAGAACUGUCUCAAUCUCUGUGGAGUGACCCAUCUUGUUCCUUGAUGUUUCUCUCUCAAGCACUCACAGAGACAUUGAAUCUCUCCACGUUUCUCUAGCAGGUCGGAGAAGUUGUUCCACUCGGGAUCUUACUCAAGUUCUGACUUGUCGAACUCUCUGUAGGGACCUACCCUACCACAAAUUGGGCUUCCGCAGGGAAAAUAAAAGCGUAGUCGGAGCUCACAGAUUCGAAUUUCUUUGGAUUUCACAAAAUUUUGAUUGCAGAGCGAUAAAGAGGUGUCAACAUGUUGGGUGGGCUAUAUGGAGACCUCCCUCCACCCUCAUCUGCCGAAGAAGAGAAACCCAACAACACCAAUGUAUGGUCAAGUAGCACCAAGAUGGCUCCGGCAACCCUUCGAAAACCGGUUUUCGCGCCUCCUCAGACGGUUCUGAGAACCCAGAACAAGCCGAAAACUGUCAAUUCUUCCGCAUCUAAGACAGUGACGUCGACUCCAGUCGCAGCACCAUCACCGGUGGUGCCAGAUGAUGCAGCGCAACCCGCUCUUGUGGGUGUACAAUCGACGGUGAUAGAGGAGUAUGACCCGGCGAGGCCGAACGACUAUGAGGAGUAUCGGAGGGAGAAGAAGAGGAAGGCUAGGGAGGCAGAGAUAAUGAAAGAGCUCGAGAGGAGACGGCAGGAAGAGGAAGAGAGGGAGAGGAGGGAGAAAGAAGAGCUGGAGAAGGAGAAGGACAGAGAAUAUGGGGACUCGAGAUUGAACAUUUCCGGGGAGGAGGCAUGGAGAAGGCGUGCGGCGAUGAGUGGAGCAGUGCCAAGAUCUCCAUCGCCACCUCCUAACGGGGAUGGUUUUAGCAUUGGCAAGUCAGAAACGGGCGGGUUGGGGCUUGGUGCAGGUGGGCAAAUGACAGCAGCUCAAAGAAUGAUGGCAAAGAUGGGAUGGAAGGAAGGGCAAGGACUUGGCAAGCAGGAGCAAGGAAUUACCACUCCGUUGAUGGCCAAGAAAACAGAUAGACGAGCUGGAGUUAUUGUCAAUGCUAGUGAUAAUAAGCCGGAAAAGAAAUUGAAGAGUGUGAAUUUCAAUGGGCAACCUACGCGGGUGCUUCUGCUUAGGAACAUGGUGGGUCCUGGCGAGGUAGAUGAUGAACUUGAAGAUGAGGUAGGAUCAGAAUGUGCCAAAUAUGGGACUGUAACUCGGGUCCUGAUAUUUGAGAUAACAGAGCCAAAUUUCCCCCCUGAUGAAGCCGUCAGAAUCUUUGUGCAAUUUGAGAGGUCUGAAGAAACAACUAAAGCCAUUAUUGACCUUGAUGGUAGGUACUUUGGAGGUAGAGUGGUGCGAGCCUCAUUUUAUGAUGAAGAGAGGUUUGGUAAGAAUGAGUUGGCUCCAAUGCCAGGAGAAGUCCCUGGCUUUUUCUGAAAUAAGAGAGAUUCUACUUGUGAUGUCCUAGAAGAACUUGUUAGUGAUUACCGUGAAAACUUGGAAGUGAGUUUUGCACUUCAUUUGUGGUAAGUGGGCCCCAACCUGUGAACAAAAAAAAAAGGUGUUUGUAACAGCAAACAUAGGAUUGUUGCCUAGGGAAUUACUGCAACCACAAAGGUGAAAGUUCCUUAUCAACGAUCAUUUUCUUA
This is a messenger RNA of Prosopis cineraria, 1722 nucleotides long. RefSeq names its product DNA-damage-repair/toleration protein DRT111, chloroplastic. Gene Ontology annotation, cellular component: precatalytic spliceosome. Gene Ontology annotation, biological process: mRNA cis splicing, via spliceosome. NCBI's taxonomy places the organism in Eukaryota, Viridiplantae, Streptophyta, Magnoliopsida, Fabales, Fabaceae. The transcript is spliced from 2 exons. The record is from RefSeq and is a predicted model, not a curated record. Gene Ontology annotation, molecular function: RNA binding. Bases 383 to 1510 code for a protein of 375 amino acids.